CUUCCAAGGGUUUGGAGUGAAGCACGUAGCAAUACUCAGGAUUUCAGGCUGAAAUGAGUUUCCUUGGUGGUUUAUUCGGUCCUGUGUGUGAAAUUGAUGUCAUACUGAACGAUGCGGAAACUCGGAAGACGGCCGAACUGAAGACAGAGGAUGGGAAAGUGGAGAAGCACUACCUGUUCUAUGAUGGAGAGUCUGUGUCAGGAAAGGUAAAUCUCAAUGUGAAACAGACAAGCAAGAGAUUAGAGCAUCAAGGAAUUCGAAUCGAGUUUGUCGGGCAGAUAGAACUCUUCAGUGACAAGAGUAACACGCAUGAGUUUGUGAACCUGGUGAAGGAGUUGGCUCUUCCAGGCGAGCUGACUCAGAAUCGCAGCUAUGACUUUGAGUUCAUGCAGGUGGAAAAGCCGUAUGAGUCCUAUGUUGGCGCCAACGUUCGGCUCAGGUAUUUUCUGAAGGUGACAAUAGUGAGGAGACUGUCUGAUCUGGUGAAAGAGUAUGACCUGAUCGUUCACCAGUUGGCCACGUACCCUGACGUCAACAACUCCAUCAAGAUGGAAGUGGGCAUUGAAGACUGCUUGCACAUAGAAUUUGAGUACAACAAAUCCAAGUAUCACUUAAAAGAUGUGAUUGUGGGCAAAAUCUAUUUCCUGCUGGUGCGAAUCAAAAUCCAACACAUGGAGCUUCAGUUAAUCAAGAAAGAGAUGACAGGAAUAGGACCCAGCACAACCACGGAGACGGAGACUGUAGCUAAGUAUGAGAUCAUGGAUGGGGCUCCGGUCAAGGGUGAAUCCAUUCCCAUCCGUCUGUUCUUGGCCGGUUACGACCUGACUGCUACGAUGAGAGAUGUCAAUAAGAAGUUCUCGGUCAGGUACUUCCUCAACCUGGUGCUUGUGGAUGAGGAGGACAGGAGAUACUUCAAACAGCAGGAAAUUGUGUUGUGGCGAAAGGCUCCAGAGAAACUGAGAAAGCGUAACUUCCACCAACGCUAUGAGUCUCCAGAGCCGCGCCCCACCCUCUCUGCCGAGCAGCCGGAGAUGUGAGGAGGACUGGCAAACCAACCAAUCACGGGACACAUGCUCCCCUCAAUCGCAAGAGAGGAGAACCCCUCCCACCGAACAUGCAUACAGACCGCCUUCAGACCACUCUCCACCACUCGUGGUGAUUUGGCUGUGUCUACUCUGCCGUCCACAGCAAGCAACCUGUUAAUACAUAAGGACCUGUCUCCUUUUUUGUGACAUUAGAGAAUGCACUGGAACCAAUGGAAGCUACAAUGUCAAUCAUAUAGCACGUUUCAGGGGUCCUCACCUCUCUCCCUAGAUUAGUAUUUGGGGUUUUUUUCCCAAUGCACUUGGUAAUGUUCUUGAUGCUCCACACACAGAAAACUACAUUUGGAUCCCUUAAAUAUUGUGUCCUUUAAAAUGCUGUCUAGAUAUAUGGAACUAGAGGUUACUGUAACAGUUGGCAUUGACUGCUGGGUCACCGUCACUGGUUGAUAAACAAUAGAAAGGCAUUAUUCAUGUCACCAGGCCAUAGCACCGUAAUGAGUCUGCCAUCCACCUGAAGGGCUUCAUUUACUAAAGCUGCUAGCAUAUGCAGCACAUUUGGACUUGUAUCAUGAAAAACCAAAAACAAUGCCAAUGUUUGGUCAAUGGUCAAUUUCUUUUGAACCAAUUAAAAGCUGUUACUCUUUUUGCCUGUGCUAACCCCAUAUUCUGGUGGCUUUAGUAAAUCUGGCUGUAAGAUUUAAAAGAUAUCAAACUCAUGUAGUGUCAAAACUGUAUGUUUCCUUUUCAUUUAACGAAUGGUUGUAUUGCCAACUACAUUUUCCACUUUGAAACAUGUCAGAUGCCCUGUGUUUUUGCCAGACCGGCUUUGGGUUGAAAAAUCAAGGUGAAGUGCUAUAGUCAGUUUUGUAUUACAGGAUCAACCUGAUAGGUUAAGACCCCCCCCCCCCCCCCCUUUUUU
Molecule: messenger RNA, 1962 nt
Organism: Chanos chanos (milkfish)
Lineage: Eukaryota; Metazoa; Chordata; Actinopteri; Gonorynchiformes; Chanidae
Gene: vps26a
Product: VPS26, retromer complex component A
Biological process (GO): intracellular protein transport
Source: RefSeq, a predicted model, not a curated record